Daucus carota subsp. sativus is the source of this 1676-nucleotide messenger RNA. RefSeq names its product fructose-bisphosphate aldolase 1, chloroplastic. The coding region runs from base 268 to 1446 and encodes 392 amino acids. Gene Ontology annotation, molecular function: fructose-bisphosphate aldolase activity. Gene Ontology annotation, cellular component: cytosol. The record is from RefSeq and is a predicted model, not a curated record. Lineage: Eukaryota; Viridiplantae; Streptophyta; Magnoliopsida; Apiales; Apiaceae. The transcript has 6 exons. Gene Ontology annotation, biological process: fructose 1,6-bisphosphate metabolic process; glycolytic process.
AUUCACACAAAAACUUCAAAUCGAUUUUGAGUUUUGGCCUCGUAUCGGUGAUUCCAAACGUGCACAUUUGUCUCGUACUGUGCGCGGACUUUACGAGAUCAAAAACCGAAGAAAACAACGUUUUCCAAAUCAGCCACCUAAACUCCCACCUGUCUCGAUCUCUUUUAUAAGCAAGCCAUUACAUCUCACUCAACAGAUUCAUCAACCUCCGUUGUCUCAAAAACAUACGAAACUCGAAGUCUUUAUAGCAACAUAUAUAUCUAAGCUAUGGCGGCUACGAGUUUUGUUAAGUUGAAUGCAUCGUCUUCACAGUGGAUCGGUCAACGACCCGUUAGUCAACGCUCUGGAUCUGCUUCGGUUUGUCCGGCUCGUCGGGUUUCGGUUGUUCGGGCCGGAUCUUACAGCGAAGAGCUUGUUAAAACUGCUAAAACUAUCGCUUCCCCUGGUCGUGGUAUCCUUGCCAUUGACGAGUCCAAUGCAACAUGUGGGAAGAGAUUGGCAUCUAUUGGAUUGGACAAUACAGAAGUCAAUAGACAGGCUUAUAGACAACUUUUGCUGACUACUCCUGGCCUGGGUGAAUACAUUUCCGGGGCCAUUAUGUUUGAAGAGACACUUUACCAAUCAACAACAGAUGGAAAGAAGAUGGUCGACUGCUUGCUUGAACAGAAUAUAGUACCUGGCAUCAAAGUUGACAAGGGUUUGGUCCCCCUGCCAGGUUCCAACGAUGAGUCUUGGUGUCAAGGGCUAGAUGGAUUGGCUUCUAGAUCAGCUGAAUACUACAAUCAAGGUGCUCGCUUUGCAAAGUGGCGCACAGUUGUCAGCAUUCCUUGUGGUCCUUCUGCCUUGGCCGUUAAAGAAGCUGCCUGGGGACUUGCACGUUAUGCUGCUAUAUCUCAGGAUAAUGGUCUCGUACCUAUUGUUGAGCCUGAGAUUCUUCUUGAUGGGGAUCACUCAAUUGAUAGGACACUGGAAGUCGCGGAGAAAGUAUGGUCCGAAGUCUUUUAUUACCUGGCAGAAAACAAUGUGAUGUUUGAGGGUAUUCUACUCAAGCCCAGCAUGGUAACUCCAGGAGCUGAGCACAAGGAGAAGGCUUCUCCAGAGACCGUUGCGAAAUAUACACUCACUAUGCUUAAGAGAAGAGUGCCUCCUGCUGUUCCAGGAAUCAUGUUUUUGUCUGGAGGACAGUCUGAAAUGGAAGCUACUCUGAACCUAAACGCAAUGAAUCAGACCCCCAACCCCUGGCAUGUAUCUUUCUCUUAUGCACGUGCUUUGCAGAACACAGUCCUGAAAACAUGGCAAGGACUUCCUGAGAAUGUCGAUGCUGCUAAACAAUCUCUUUUGGUGCGUGCUAAGGCUAAUUCCAUGGCACAACUCGGCAAGUACACUGCUGAGGGUGAGAGCGACGAUGCUAAGAAAGGGAUGUUUGUUAAGGGCUAUACAUAUUGAUCCAUAGCAUACGACAGCACUUGCCGAGUAGUGAGUAUAUGUACUAUAUUAUCCUUUGGGAACCUUUUGCUUUUUGAUAACAAUGUAUGGUGAGAAUGACUUGCUCUAGGAAAAACUACAAGCUUGUUUUUACCCUCAUAAUCUGAAUAAAGAAUUGGUAUGAAGAAAAAUUCUUCUGUAACCCGUUACAAAUGGGAUUAGUGUCUCAUAAUCCAAUUAUUUCUUUUAUA